AAAGCCAAGUGAGGAGACAGACUGUGAUUACGACAUGCUGAGCUCUAGUAAGAAACAAUGUUUGAUCACAAACUAGAGGAUCCUCUGGGUUCCCAUCAUGAUGAGCACUAACUGAUGUUUCCUGCAGGAGCAGCUACAUGGGAGCUGAAGGUCAUUCAGCCUGAGAAAUCAGUUUCUGUUGCUGCUGGAGACUCAGCCACUCUGAACUGCACUGUGACCUCCUUGUUGCCUGUGGGGCCCGUGAAGUGGUUCAGGGGUACAGGGCAGAGUCGUCACCUAAUAUAUAGUUUCACAGGAGAGAGAUUCCCCAGAGUCACAAAUGUUGCAGAUGUUACAAAGAGAAACAACCUGGACCUUUCCAUCCGCAUGAGUAAUGUCACACUUGCUGACUCUGGUACCUACUACUGUGUGAAGUUCCAGAAAGCAGACUCUGACAAGGAGCUUCAGUCUGGGGGAGGCACAGUGCUGAAUGUGCUUGCAAAACCGUCUCUUCCUGUGGUGUCGGGCCCUGCAGGCAGAGUUAGUCCUGGGCAGACAGUGAGCUUCACAUGCAAGUCCCAUGGCUUCUCUCCUCGGACCAUCACACUUAAGUGGUUCAAAGAUGGAAAUGAGCUCCCUCACUUCCGAACGACUGUGGACCCCAAAGGAGAAAGCGUCUCCUACAAUCUCUCCAGCACAGCCCAGGUGGUGCUGAGCCCUCAGGAUGUCCACUCUCAAGUCAUCUGUGAGGUGGCCCAUGUCACCUUGCAAGGAGGCCCUCUCCGUGGGACUGCCAACUUGUCUGACACCAUCCGAGUUCCACCCACUGUGGAGAUCAGCCAGCACCCAUCAGUGCUAUGGAAGCAGAUAAAUGUCAGCUGCCAGGUGAAUAAGUUCUACCCUUUGAGACUACAACUGAUUUGGUUAGAGAAUGGAAACAUAUCCUGGACAGAAGAGCCUUCUCCACUCAGCGUCAACAAGGAUGGAACCUACAGCUGGACCAGCUGGCUCCUGGUGAACAGAUGUGCUCAUGAGAAGGACCUGGUACUCAGCUGCCUGGUGGAGCAUGAUGGACAACCACCAGUCAUUAAAAAUCACACUGUGAUGACCAGAGCACAUCGCAGUGAGCAAGAACUGAAGACGUCAGAUACUGCUGAAAUCCUUGUAGCUGUGCUCCUUGUACCCAAACUGCUACUGGUAAUUGGUGCCUUUGCCAUCUACAUGCAUAAGAAGCAGAACGCCUGACUGUAAGUUAGGAGGGCUGGAGGCUGUAUUAGUUACUAUUCUGUUGAUGUGACAAUACAAAUGAUGAAAACAAUUUACAGAAGAAAGGGUUUAUUUGGCCAUACUGUUCCAGAGUCAUAUUAGUCCAUCAAACCUGAGAGGCAUGAAGAAGAUCAUGGAGCUAAGAGCUCACAUCCUUGUGGAGAACAAUAAACAGCAAAUAAACUGGAAGUGUUACAAGGCUUUUUAAGAUCAAA
Molecule: messenger RNA, 1460 nt
Organism: Peromyscus eremicus (cactus mouse)
Lineage: Eukaryota; Metazoa; Chordata; Mammalia; Rodentia; Cricetidae
Product: signal-regulatory protein beta-1-like
Exons: 4
Coding region: 115-1224 (369 amino acids)
Biological process (GO): positive regulation of T cell activation; positive regulation of phagocytosis
Cellular component (GO): plasma membrane
Source: RefSeq, a predicted model, not a curated record